This is a messenger RNA of Copidosoma floridanum, 2535 nucleotides long. RefSeq lists its product as uncharacterized. The record is from RefSeq and is a predicted model, not a curated record. NCBI's taxonomy places the organism in Eukaryota, Metazoa, Arthropoda, Insecta, Hymenoptera, Encyrtidae.
AUGUAUCCAAAUUUAUUCAAGCAACUUGAUUUGCCGAAAAUCCCCAAUGACGUUAUCAAGCCAAGUGAUGUGGCAGCGCAAAUUGAAGGUAGUAGUAACAAGCUUGUAAUUUUUUUACCAAUUCCUGAAAAAAUUCAAGAUGAAAAUACGUACCCAGAACUAUCUGUAAAGAUGUUUUUCGACUUUAUGAAGACUGCUUAUCAAGUAAACUCGAGUUUCGACGAUUUAGCAACUACUUUAACGGCAAAUAGUGAGAUCGAUUGGACCGCCUUGGCUAAGACUACUUUAGAUUUUGAAGAAUCAGACAUUCCAUUGAGAGUAGGAGACAAUGCCAAAGCCGACAAAAAUUUGCAAAUAGCUAAAAAAUCUAAAAUAUUAAUAUUCACGUAAAAAUAGGAGUCAAGCACUUCGAAAAUGGGUAAAGAACAAUCAAAUUGUCCGAUAGGCCCAAAAGAAACUGAUGAAAACGAUAAAGUGAUCAAAGACAAAGCUCAGGGCACUUUAAACAAGUCAAGUAGUUCAAUACUGGCUGGACCGGAGAAUAAAAAAGAACCAAUUCUGUCGACCGUUAUGAAAAGAUGCCUAAGCGACGUUCUCCACGAGGGAAUACUUGAUUCCGUCCUUCCUUACAUGAUUUCCAAACCUGUACUUUCACAGCCAGUGAUAAAAAAACCCCAAGCGUUUGAACCAAAGAAAUCAAUUUCAGCUCCAAAUAUCAGUGAAAGUCGAGCUGUGGGCCUAAACAGUCUCAAAGAAAGAGAUAAGGACAAGAGUAAACAAAAAAAGUAUUCAGACGUCGAAGUCGAGAUCCACGUGUGCGAUGAAGCAAAGAACAUAAAGAAGGACUUUCGUUGUCCUCAAAAGUUACUGAUUCAGAAGAUGUGUUACUUUGCGGAUGUCACUGCAGGUCAGAAACUCGAAGAAAUGGACAUAUCGGUGCACUGCGACGUCGUCAUCUUUGACUGGCUGAUGCGAUGGGUCAAAAAGGACAUAAUUAAAAAAUCCGAGUGGCCCGUUCUCGAAACCAGCAAUGUCAUUCCCAUCAUGGUAUCCGCUUCGUUUCUCCAAAUGGAACCGCUUCUCCAGAACUGUCUCACCUACUGCCACGACAAUAUGUCGGAAAUACUAAAAACGACGACUCUCCUGACUUGUCUGAGCGAUAGUUUGCUAACGAGAUUAGCCGAUUUGUUCACCAAUGCAGAGGUUGAAGCUAUAAAGGACAAAAAAGAUAAAAUUCAGAGCCGACUCUUUUCCAAGCUUAUCUUAACUCUGGCUUAUCCCAAUCCUGACAACGGAAGAGGUCAUUUUGGCUCACUGGCUACGCUUUUCAAAUGUACAAAGUGUGAGAAAAAUGUUGUUAGAUCGAUUUCGGACUUAGUGCCUUGCGUAUCCGGUAACAUGAAAAUCGACAGCAAAGGAAAUCUUCACAGUAAGCAUACUAGAGACUUGACUUGGAACUUAAACGACUACAUAGUUUGUCUUCGCUCGGAACUGCGCUCCUGGCGCAGAGUUUACUGGAGACUAUGGGGCGACUGUCACUUUUUAUUCUGCAAGCAGUGCGGAAUUUACUUUCCAAUCAAUCAGAUGGACUGGUGUUCGUAUCAUCCGGAGAAUCCGCAGUAUUUUAUAAACGAGCAGCAAAGGACGACGCCCUUUCCCUUAGGUAGAUAUCCUUGCUGCAGUCAAAGAGCAUACAGGUUUCAAGCGAUAACUAAUAGAGACGGUUGCAAAUUCAGAGAACAUGUGCCGAAUAUAGUUUCAGAAAAUGAUGAGAGUAUUAUUAACAUUUUUCUCACGUACAGAGAAGUUAUUUCUCUCGAAACCCCGCAGCUAUUUUUUCCUGAAAAAAUCACGAGAUUAAUAGCGCGCGAUGCUUCGCUCUCACCAGGAAAGUUGGCAUGUAAAGAAACAUUUUGGUGGGAGGGCAUGGAAAUUUUGCCCGCUCGUCCAAAAUUAGGUCUUCUCGCUAAAAUUUGGGGAGGAUCAGGACUUCACAAACCUUGUCAAACUUCAAUGCAGAAAGCAAAAAAAGUGCGACAAGCUUCACAAGUGACUGAGGCUAUUUCAUCAGCAGUGUCAUCUGAGUCAUGCAGUGAUGGUGAUUAUGAGGAAAGCGAAAGUAAUAGCAGUUUUGAGGAUGAUUCUAACGGUGAAGAACCUCACGGCUGGGAGCCAAUUGAAUACUCUGUUAGAAGAAAAAAGGAAAGAGCAAAAAUUCUCAAAAGAUGCGAGGGAAUGGGUUCAUGGAGUGGAAAUUUAAGUAUAAGGUAUAACCAAGACAAUCAAAGAGAUUUUGAAGAAAAAGCAGCGACGCAAAUGAUAGCAUUAUUAUCUAAGAGAACGAUACUAGAGUAUAAUCUACAUCCCAAGAGUCAUUCAUUAGUUAAACACAAUCUAUGGAAUAAUAAUGCUCAACCAAUUGGUGGUAGUUAUGUAAGGCUAGAGGCUGAGUUUUUGAAUCAAGUCACUCAAGUUAAUAAAUGUAAAAGUGCAAUGCCAGUUAAGGGAUCGAUAAGAAUUAAAUCAUCUAAGUAA